Messenger RNA from Soboliphyme baturini, 330 nucleotides. The record is from the annotation of a GenBank genome assembly. NCBI's taxonomy places the organism in Eukaryota, Metazoa, Nematoda, Enoplea, Dioctophymatida, Soboliphymatidae.
AUGGCGAACGAGAAUGUUUCGAAUUUGAUCAAUCUGUCCGACGAAGGAAGCAGCCCUGGUGAACCCUGUGACGUCACUCUAGAAAAUUUUGCGGAGUGCGGUUCAUCGUCAAAUAGCAGCGAAGGAGAUUCGCUUACAGGCAAAGAGUUCUACGUAACAGCCUCCGAGGCUCUGCUGGACCUGAGCCAGAACUCCUUCGAUUUUCUGCAGACCGCUGGCUCAAAUGCUCAUCAUAGGAGUGAAAGUAACGACUUCGGUCGUUUGUCACUUUUCAAAAAGUUCGACCCACUUAUUGCUUCGAAAACUGGUCAGACAUGUGACGAACAGUAA